This is a messenger RNA of Paramuricea clavata, 4667 nucleotides long. The record is from the annotation of a GenBank genome assembly. NCBI's taxonomy places the organism in Eukaryota, Metazoa, Cnidaria, Anthozoa, Malacalcyonacea, Plexauridae.
UAAAACUGUAGUCACUGUUUCAAUAUGGCGGUCUUGUGUAAUGUUUGUAAAAUUAUUAGAUUGUUAUCUGUGGGUGAAAGAGAGUUCAACCGUGUUUGUAAGUAAUAUUAAAUUAUAUUUUACUGACGAAAGUUUGGUUAAGAUUACUUGUGCAUAAUAAUUUAUAAUUAUGUUCUAAACUUGGCCUGUAUCAAUAGUACUAGUACAGGCAUUCAAAUUCAAAUUUCAAUCGAUCAGAUACAGAGGUCCAACUCAGCCAAAGUCCAGUCCCCCCCCCUGAACAGCCAAGGUGGCCAUUUUGAAUGUUUUCAAGGAGUGACUGCCUCUUGUUAGUGCACUGUGUAGGAACAUGGCAACAGCAUUGCAAUGGACCAUUUGCAUUAUAGACUAAAUUUUGAUCUUGACAAAAAAUUUUAUCACAGCUUGAAAGAGCAUCACUAAAUUAGUAAUAUUCCAAAGUUUCGUUGCGAGAUGUUGUAAAAUGCGGAUAAUAUAGCCAUGCGAAGUUUGCAGUUUUUCAGUCAUUUUGUAUUACGCACAGGAAAUCGACAGCCCAAUCGGGUGUUGGGGCAUCAAUUUCCCGUUUGUAAUACAAAAUGACUGAAAAUUGAAAAUUUCGCAAGGCUAUAUUAUCCGCAUUUUACAACAUUUCGCAACGAAACUUUGGAGUAUUACUAAUUUUGUGAUGCUCUUUCAAGCUGUGAUGAAAUUUUUGUCAAGAUCAAAAUUUAGUCUAUAAUGCAAAUGGUCCAUUGUGAAUCAUGGUGUGACAUUGGUUAUGCUAUAACGCCAAAAGUGCAAGCAAUAUUAAAGUCUGACUUCAACCUCGAACCCAGGUUUUCAAGCCUGGGUUUGAGGUUGGUCUGACUUCUGUAUGUGUUUAUUCUGUGCCCUGGCUUUCAGUUCUAUAUUUUGAUGUUACAUAUGAUCAUGUGAAUUCCAGAUUAGAAGACUAGUACACAAACUAGUAAACCAUCCAAGCUUUGAACACUGUUUCUGUAAAUUUGAAAUUUGGUUGCUCCAGAAAAGAUCCACACUACACCCGCAGGAAAUUUCUGCUGUCCAAAGGGAGAAGGGAGGAAAAUUUGAUUUUGAUAAGAUUUGUAAGUGUAUUAAGACAUCUGAAGAGGGGGGGGUAGGAGGGUUAACUUCCAGUUUCUUCCGUGGGGGAAGUAUGUAUGUUCUCUGAAAUGACCCAAUUUGAAAUUAUGAUAUCUUACUGGACUUGAAAUUUUUUUUGCCACAGCCCCUUGCGAAUCUCUCAAAGUGGCAAAAUCACAAGCUAUAAAUAAUAUAUAUAAAAUCAAAAACAGUGGCAAAAUCUGAAGCUAUAAUAUAUAUAAAAUCCAAAACUGUAGUUGGCAUCAGGCUCAUUUCAACAUGUAACACUGCCUCAAAAAGUCGUCCAAGCACAGUUGGCGUCCCUGCCUGGGCAAAAGCAGCCAAUAAGAGACAAGCACAGGUUUUACUUCUGGAGAAAAAGAAAACACCGACACAAAUGCAGGCCGAAGUACGUCUUGCGGAUGUGAAAUCCAAUAAAUCUGAUUUUCUAACAACAAGUCGGGUUGGUGUUCAUAAACCUAAAGAGAAGACAACAGAUCAAGCAAAUAGGUUGGUAACGAGUUUAAAUUUUAAAAUAUUUUUAGUUGCCCAAGUGGCCUUGAAAUACUGACAUAAUUGUAUUUCCAUUUCUAAGAAUGACAUUAUCCACCAGUGGGGAAAUGUUUGUGUUCUACCAUGCAAAGCAAGAUUACCCAGUACAACAUUCCAAGGUACAGUAAAUGUUACCAUAAUUCAUUAGCAGGCUGAAAAAGCAAAACAAAAAUGAAUAGAGUGAAUAUAGAUUUAGAUUAAAACAUUCGAAACUACUCUUAAAAAUAUACUCAACACUAUACUUAGACUAUUUUACUUGUCGAUGGAAAAGUGCUGACGCUCGUUUGGUUAAUAAACUUCAGGGUUUUUUCAGUUAACCAUUGAUUAACCAUCUCACCCUAUUUGAAUUUGGAUACCAUUCCAGUUCUUAACAUAGUUCCUUCUUUUCAUAUCUUCAAUUUAUCAGGCUGUGAAUACAAUUGAAAUACCACAAGAGGAUUCAUCAUCAAAUGACAACACCAAUAGUUUAUCUGAAUCCCAGGUAUAAUAAGUAAAAUUUUCUCCGGAAUUAUUUGAGGACUUCACCAUUUACUUUUACUCAACUACCAGAAAAAUACAAAGAGAACUUCAAACGCUGAAGAUUUAAAGUUUGUUCGUUCACUGCAACCAGAUAUAUCAAUCAUGUUUUCGCUUGCUACUCUGGUUUAAAUAAAUGAUUACAAACCCAGUCGAAUUGUAAUCAAGACCCAACGUUUCAACACUCCAGUCUAGUGUCUUCAUCAGGGGUGAUCUAAAGUUGCAAUCAUGGCUUCUUAAAUACGGGAUGACGUCACCUGCCAAUGAGAUAGGGCUUUGUAAUAAUUUAUUUAAACCAGAGUAGCGAGCGAAAACAUGAUUCAAACGCUGAAGUGUUCUCCUUGUAUUUUUUGGGGUAGUUACAUCCCUAUCAAACGGAAGCUUUUUUAUUAUUGCCACUACUUAUAUUGACACAGACGGUUCAAGAUUAUUUACAUUCAUUGUGUUUUGGGUUGAUUUAGGUUGUUGAAAUCAAACUGUUGCAAAGACGUGACCCAAAGUUGUGGACCGUUGAUGUAUUGUCGGAUAUGUACAAAGUCAACCCUCUUGCUAUAAUGUAUGUUUUAGGGAAAACUAUCCAGUUUCAGUGUCUAUAUAUGGAGAACAGUUCUGCUCAGACAUCGCUUUCGCGUUCUAUUUUAUAAGACCAUGUUACACAAUCAAUUUUUUCUCUAAUUUGAAACGCAAUUUCUGAUAUAGACCCAUUGCGCAUGACGGUGACGAUGCAUCUGGACAGGGCGCUUAUAUAUAAGCGCCUUGCAUCUGGAGGACAAAUUAGCAAUCUAUGCAUAAUAUAACUUUUGUAAACAAGGCAAAUUUUGUAAAACUUUAUAAUAAUUUUGUAUUAAAAUGGUUAAUUUUAGCGAUGUAUGUGGUUGUUGUACCCGAACAGAUAUUGUUGGGGAGCAUCUGGAGGACACUCUAAGGAUUUGUGACGUCAGGGCAAUGGGUCUAUAGAGCCAUACAUAUGCAUAUAUCUUUAUUUCCUACUUUACAGCAAUGCUGCUCCUCUCAGUCCCGAUCAACAAUUGCACUUAGAAGUUGAACAAGAUUUCUUAGCAACGCUUUCGGAUUACGAGAAAAAGGAAUAUUCCUACUUUAAAAACAAUGUAAGAUUUCAUCUUAAAGCCCGGAGGACGAGAGUGCAUGAGAGUUGGCAGUCACGCGACCUUGGUUUAAUGUUUUCCCAACACUAUCAUGCAUUUUAUUGAAGUUAAAACAUAGUUGGAACACUCAUCAAACCUUUAUUUUGUUAAUCUAGAGCUUGAAAUGUCCUCUGUACUAAUAAUGCGUGACUGCCAACUCUCAUCAACUCUCGUCCCACGAAGAAGAUCCUGGGGACGAGGUUGCCGUCUCGUCCUCGUUUGACCGAGGCUUUACUCCUUUAGUCAUAUUUAAUCCUAUAAUUACAUAACCUCCUGUAGAAAGUUAAGUUUGUUUGUUUGUUUGUUUGUUUGUUUGUUUGUUUGUUUGUUUGUUUGUUUGUUUGUUUGUUUGUUUGUUUGUUUGUUUGUUUGUUUGUUUGUUUGUUUGUUUGUUUGUUUGUUUGUUUGUUUGUUUGUUUGUUUGUUUGUUUGUUUGCUUGUUUGUUUGUUUGUUUGUUUGUUUGUUUGUUUGUUUGUUUGUUUGUUUGUUUGUUUGUUUGUUUGUUUGUUUGUUUGCUUGUUUGUUUGUUUGUUUGUUUGUUUGUUUGUUUGUUUGUUUGUUUGUUUGUUUGUUUGUUUGUUUGUUUGUUUGUUUGUUUGUUUGUUUGUUUGUUUGUUUGUUUGUUUGUUUGUUUGUUUGUUUGUUUGUUUGUUUGUUUGAUUGUUUAUUGAUUUUUUUGUGUGUAUAUUUCUGCAUUUUUUAGGAAAGAAGAAAACAACUUCAAAAAAUAGGAAAAAAUAAAGUGAAAUGACUGAGAGAAUUGGAUGAGGAGGUUGUACCUGAUGGUAUAUGCGAGUCGACAAAAGAGAACUGAUGACAGUGGUAAACCCGUUUUAAUACUAGGAAAGUACUAGGGUAGUUCUCGCCGGAAUAACAUCGUCAUCGAUAAGAAAAUAAUCUUCGUCCAAAACUGAUAAGAAAAUAAGUCUUCGUCGAGGCAAAACCUUUCAAAAAAGAAUUCAAACUACACUGACGAAUACGUGUAUGUUUCUGUCGAUACUGUACGUGUCAAUAUAUGUUAUAUUUCUUAUUUUGUUUUAUUGGCAUUAUAAAACGAAAACAUUUGAGUUGACGAAAUGUCGAGUUUCGAUAAAUCACCAUGGCGAAUGCACAAUAUGGACGAAGUAUGCCACGGUUUAUUUGACGUCCCUUUUGUUUUAUUGGCAUUACUAAUAUUAUACUUAUAAUCAUAAGUAUAUGUUUGUUUUGUGUGUGUUUGUCUUUAAAAUUAUCAAAUGUAUUAAUACGAAAAUUUGUAGGACAAUGCCCAAGGACAAAUUAAUUAAAUUUUGGUUAAAUUUAGAUGAAUAUUAGAUGAGAAAUUAGUAGGUUUGUGUUGCUAAUGUCUUGCC